Molecule: messenger RNA, 2298 nt
Organism: Physeter macrocephalus (sperm whale)
Lineage: Eukaryota; Metazoa; Chordata; Mammalia; Artiodactyla; Physeteridae
Gene: ZIC3
Product: Zic family member 3
Exons: 3
Coding region: 376-1680 (434 amino acids)
Biological process (GO): positive regulation of transcription by RNA polymerase II
Cellular component (GO): nucleus
Molecular function (GO): RNA polymerase II cis-regulatory region sequence-specific DNA binding; DNA-binding transcription factor activity, RNA polymerase II-specific
Source: RefSeq, a predicted model, not a curated record
CCGCGGUUGUGCGCUCUUGGGGAGAGGAGGGGUGCCCCGGACAGGAUUGGCAAACUCCGCCCUCCACUUAUUAUUUUGCUUAUUUUUCUUUGUGCGCGCUUGUUAGUUUGUUAAACCAAAUCUAGUCCCUGAGUCUUUUCUCCUCCCUUCUCCCCCCUCCUCCCCCUCCAGGUCCUUCUACUUCCCCUCCUCCCUCCUAUCCCUCUGCAGGAGACUCGCAGCGACGGAAAGUUGCAGCCCCUGGUACUGCCUUGGGGGUCUCCCGACAGUGUCCAACCGCCGCCACCCCUCUCCGACUGCGACACUUCGGAGAUCUCCUUCGCCCGCACCCUCGCUCAUUUCAGCCGGAUCGCUGGUGACCAGAACGCCCCACCCAUGACGAUGCUCCUGGACGGAGGCCCGCAGUUCCCCGGGCUGGGAGUGGGCAGCUUCGGCGCGCCGCGCCACCACGAGAUGCCCAACCGCGAGCCGGCGGGCAUUGGGCUGAAUCCCUUUGGGGACUCGCCCCACGCCGCCGCCGCCGCCGCCGCUGCCUUCAAGCUGAGCCCCGCCGCGGCCCAUGAUCUGUCUUCAGGCCAGAGCUCGGCGUUCACGCCGCAAGGUUCGGGUUACGCCAACGCCCUGGGCCAUCAUCACCACCACCAUCACCACCAUCACCACGCCGGCCAGGUGCCCAGCUACGGCGGUGCCGCCUCCGCCGCCUUCAACUCCACUCGCGACUUUCUGUUCCGCCAGCGCGGCUCUGGGCUCGGCGAGGCGGCCUCGGGUGGCGGGCAGCACGGGCUCUUCGCCGGCUCGGCGAGCAGCCUGCACGCUCCGGCUGGCAUUCCUGAGCCCCCCGGCUACCUGCUCUUCCCCGGGCUGCACGAGCAGGGCGCCGGGCACCCGUCGCCCACCGGGCACGUGGACAACAACCAGGUCCACCUGGGGCUGCGCGGAGAGCUGUUCGGCCGCGCCGACCCGUACCGCCCGGUGGCCAGCCCGCGCACGGACCCCUACACGGCCGGCGCGCAGUUCCCUAACUACAGCCCCAUGAACAUGAACAUGGGCGUGAACGUGGCGGCCCACCACGGGCCCGGCGCCUUCUUCCGUUACAUGCGGCAGCCCAUCAAGCAGGAGCUGUCGUGCAAGUGGAUCGACGAGGCUCAGCUGAGCCGGCCCAAGAAGAGCUGCGACCGGACCUUCAGCACCAUGCACGAGUUGGUGACACAUGUCACCAUGGAGCAUGUGGGGGGCCCGGAGCAGAACAACCACGUCUGCUACUGGGAGGAGUGCCCCCGCGAGGGCAAGUCCUUCAAGGCGAAGUACAAACUGGUCAAUCACAUUCGGGUGCACACGGGCGAGAAGCCCUUCCCUUGCCCCUUCCCGGGCUGCGGGAAGAUCUUUGCCCGCUCCGAGAACCUCAAGAUCCACAAGAGGACCCACACAGGUGAGAAACCUUUCAAAUGUGAAUUUGAAGGCUGUGACAGACGCUUUGCCAACAGCAGCGACCGCAAGAAGCACAUGCAUGUGCACACCUCGGACAAGCCCUAUAUCUGCAAAGUGUGCGACAAGUCCUACACGCACCCGAGCUCCCUGCGCAAGCACAUGAAGCCUCCUUCUACAAAGAGGAGACGAGAGCAAAUGAAAUCUUGUUUGUUGGUAUUUAUAACUCACUCAGAUCCCUUUUUUAAUUGUUAAAUUAUUUUUCUAUUGCAGUAUAGAUUCUUUACAGUGUCAGUUUCCAUCUGGGAAGACCCUCCUUUCUUUAUCUCUAGCUCAGAUGGUUGUUUAACUGCGAGUUUAAAUGUGUUUGUCCUGGAUUUUCGGCAUGCAAAUCAAAUAUUACUGAUCAAUUCAGUUAGUGGCCAUGACAUCUCAAUCUUGUACUUCAAAGACUGAGAAGCUGGAUUUAAUCAUCCCUGCCCUACAUAUAUAAACAUAAGGUAACCUAAUGAGUUUUAUGUCCCUUAGUUUUUUUUUAUUAUCUUACAUAAAAAUGAACAUUGCGGCAAGAUGCAUGUCUGUCUGUUCUAUUGAGAGAUCACCCAUAUACCUAUAUAUGUUUGUAUCUAUGACUUAUCUAAUCUGCCUAUCAAAUCUAUCUAGCUAUCUAUAUAUUUUCAAAAGUAAGCAUAUGUCUGAAACAGUGGUGAUGAGUAAGGCCAGUCGAGCCAUGCUUACUUAUGAUUAAAGUGCUUCUUAAAAGAACCAUAGUCCAUUUACAAUUUUGGAAGGCAAAGGCUGGUUUGUUUUGCUGUAUAUAGUUCAAUUCGUAAUUAUCACAAUUAUUCAUAACAUUUUUAUAGCGGUGUAAUA